Molecule: messenger RNA, 1440 nt
Organism: Penicillium antarcticum
Lineage: Eukaryota; Fungi; Ascomycota; Eurotiomycetes; Eurotiales; Aspergillaceae
Product: HET domain-containing protein
Exons: 1
Coding region: 1-1440 (479 amino acids)
Source: RefSeq, a predicted model, not a curated record
AUGGCCUAUGAUCAUAUACCCUUCACUCACACAACGCUUUCGUCCGAAACACACCAUAUUCGCCUUCUCAAAUCCAGACAUACGGCCCCAAACGAACCUUUACGAUUAUCCCUCGAAUCCUGCAAGCUUUCAGAUGACGUCGUAUACAAUGCUCUAUCCUAUGAGUGGGGAAGUAAUACGCCCGACAAAAGAGUUUUCGUCAACGAUCAGCCCUUCCUCAUUCGAGCAAACUUGCAUGAUUUCCUUUGGAUAUUGGCAUCUAGCGAAGUUAGAAAUGCAUUAUUCUUUGCGGAUGCCAUCUGCAUCAACCAAGAAGAUAUUCCCGAGCGAAACAACCAAGUGCAACACAUGAGUGAGCUGUAUCGAAAGGCAGCGAAGGUCCUGAUCUGGCUUGGGCCUGGCUCAGCUGAGUCUGACCUGAUUCUAGAUAUGUGUGUAGAAGGGAAACAAGACGAUAUCGAUUUUCAGGGCUCUACCGGAGAGGCGCUGAAUGCAGUGUAUGAGCGCUCUUACUGGACACGGCUUUGGAUAAUUCAGGAGCUAUCUUUGGCCAGAGAAGGAAUUCUUUUCUGUGGUCUGAAAGCUGUAUCUUGGUCCGAAUUCAGAAGAUUGACAACAUUCGUGAAGGGGGAUUUCGCUCCCGGGGGAUUCACGGGAUGGGAUAUACAGCUUGGCAGUUUGCCGAGGGGCCUUUAUGCACGUGAUAUCCUGGACAAAUUAGAGGAUUUUGGAAAAGAAGAAAAUACCCUGAAAGAUACGAUUGAUGACCUCAUUGUCCAUGGUGGCCUUGCCCAGUGUAUGGACAUUCGUGAUCGUGUCUACGGCCUGCUUGGCCUAGCACGAGUAAAAAAGGAGGAUAAACGGGGUGUUCAAAUCAAGGCAGACUAUUCGGUCACACCUGCAACGCUGUUUUUCCAACUGCUAAGUAACAUGCCAUAUGCCCUUCGCCUAAAACAUGCACUGAAAGUGCUCAACAUACUCGAUUUGCACCAUGCCAAUGAAUCUGAAUGGGAUCUUGAAAAACCAGAUAAAAUUUUGGAUCUCGCCUUCGAAGUUGGACUCACUCACCUUGGGCACGUUCGACACACGGGUUUCGUUCAAUCAGCUACAUGUGAGCCAUGCAUGAGGUGGAACAAGAGGGAUAAUCAUGUUCCAUUUGAGCCAGACGAAGACCAGCAGCGAGUACUUGGAGGCAAGACCAUUACUGAGUUUGUGGUGGGUGACGGACAGCUCAGCUUGGCUGCACAUAAUUGUGGACCCCUGUUGUCCCUCGGUAACUAUAAAAUCUGUAUAAAUGAAGGCAAGCCAGCUAGUGAGGGGGAUGAAAUUUUCCUUUUGGAAGAAUCCAAGAUCGUUUUGAUUCGACACCAAGCAAAUCCCAAUGAUGCAUCGGACAAAACAGCCACAAUUCACGCGAGGGAUCCUAGCAAACAAAAAUGA